This is a messenger RNA of Pristis pectinata (smalltooth sawfish), 969 nucleotides long. Its product is annotated as mitochondrial intermembrane space import and assembly protein 40-A-like. Gene Ontology annotation, biological process: protein import into mitochondrial intermembrane space. NCBI's taxonomy places the organism in Eukaryota, Metazoa, Chordata, Chondrichthyes, Rhinopristiformes, Pristidae. The record is from RefSeq and is a predicted model, not a curated record. Gene Ontology annotation, cellular component: mitochondrial intermembrane space. Gene Ontology annotation, molecular function: protein-disulfide reductase activity. The coding region runs from base 76 to 495 and encodes 139 amino acids. The transcript has 3 exons.
CCAUUGGCUGUCGGGUUGUUGCGGUGUGCGGGGUGAGAGGUCGCGGCGUGGCCCCGGACGGACGGACGGGGAGCGAUGUCCUACUGCCGGCAGCAGGGCAAAGACCGGAUCAUCUUCGUCACCAAAGAGGAUCAUGAGGCUCCCAGCAGUGCUGAGUUGAUAGCGGAUGAUCCCAAUGACCCUUACGAAGAUCAGGGUCUGAUCUUGCCCAACGGUGACAUCAACUGGAACUGCCCAUGCCUCGGAGGCAUGGCCAGUGGCCCUUGCGGGGAGCAGUUCAAGUCUGCCUUCUCCUGCUUCCACCACAGCAAGGAGGAGGUGAAGGGCUCGGACUGCCUGGACCAGUUCCGCACUAUGCAGGAGUGCAUGCAGCGCUACCCAGACCUGUACCCCCAGGACGAGGAAGGCGAGGGCCAAGACCACACUGAGGAGGAGCAGGCGAGCGAACUCCCGGUGCAAGAGAUGCCCAUCACUCAGACUCAGGGCUCCAGCUAAUGGGUGGGGUGGGGGGAGGCGUCCAAUAUCCCCCGCCACCCCCCCUCCCCACCCCUCGAACCUGCCCCUCAGCCCAACCACCCAACCAAAUCUAAGCUGCCGGCAGAAGACUGGCCUUUGCUUUCAUGGUAGGGGACAGGAGGCUUUCCCCUGGCUGCUGGCACGGAGACCAGGGGUAGGGUGCAGAGUGAAAGCGGGUUCAGUCCCUCAGGGUGGGGGCCGGGCAGAAUGGGGCAGUCUGGCUGUUAAGGUUCUUUACACGGUGAGCACUUCCCUCACUCCAGGUGUUUCCAUUGGGGACCAGGCUUUGUGUGUCUACACUGAUCUGGGGCAAGGGGUAUUUUCAGUCCAAGGGUGAAAGCUAAUUAAUACCCAAGCUGCACUGAAGGCUGCUACCCUGUGUAAACAGCCCCUUCCCCACCCUUCACAGCACAGCAGACAAAUACAUUCUAAAUUAAAGUUAUUUUUACCUUG